UUAAAUCGCUUGGUUGUGUCGGCAACCGUCGCCACGACAACGCCGCUCCAACCACCAACAAUUAGUUGCCAAUUUCAGGAGACAAUGAAAACCGAAACAACUUGAAUUGAAUGUUGUUGUGAGUUCUUUUGACUGACAAGAAAACUGAUCCAAAGUGCACUGGUGUGUGGCGAAAAACAAAGCUCCAACCGAAAGCAAAGCCAAUAAACCAAAGAUUCAUUCAUUAUGGCAUCAGAUUUGCAGCGGGUUAACGAAAAUGAGAUGAAGGCAAUGGAUGCCAACAGGUAUGCCACCAAGAAGACGAUCGCCCAGGGCAUGUUGGACAUCGCCCUGCUGACCGCCAAUGCCUCGCAGCUGAAGUACAUCCUCCAGGUGGGCGAACAGCACCAGUUCUACAAGCUGAUGCUGAUCCUGAUCAGUCUGUCCAUAGUGAUGCAGCUUUUGGUGGGCAUUCUGUUCGUGGUCAUCGGCAGUCUCAACAUAAACAGGCAGCAGGAUCAGACGGCAGCGGUCAUCCUGAACGAUGUCAUUUUGGUGGUCGUGUUCAUAAUAUCCGUGGUGAACGUUAUCAUAUCCGGUUUCGGCAUUGAGUACUCAUCGCAUCCGCUGCGACUCCUCGAUCAGCACGAAAAGACACCGUAGAAACUAGAGAUCCAACGAUUUACACUUAUAUCCAUACAUAUAUGUACUUUAAGGCUACUGCAAACCUAAGUUGUAGAGUGAAAUAAAUGAAUGUGUUGAUACCUUCGCAAA
Molecule: messenger RNA, 753 nt
Organism: Drosophila mauritiana
Lineage: Eukaryota; Metazoa; Arthropoda; Insecta; Diptera; Drosophilidae
Product: ninjurin-2
Exons: 3
Coding region: 226-642 (138 amino acids)
Biological process (GO): cell adhesion; tissue regeneration
Cellular component (GO): membrane
Source: RefSeq, a predicted model, not a curated record